ACUGUCUACAUGAUAUUUUUUUGUAUAUAUUAUUUCUUUUUCCUGAAAUUUUUCCUUUUUAUUUAUUUAGGCUCCUCUUUUUCUUUGCAAAAACCCUAAAUUCAGUCGUCUAAGAGAGAGAUUAUCUUCUUUCUCUUGUGAAAAAAAAAAUUCAGGGAUAUUGCAUGUAAUUUUGGGGGAUUUUUACUUGCUAAUUUCGGGUGAGAUUGAGAUUAAUCUCCAUUGGAAAGAGCUCUUGCAUUUCUCUGCUACAGUGUUGGUUUUAGCUCCAGAAUUGUUGAAAAGGGCAUAAUUUUCCAGCUAUUUUUGUGAAUCUGUGGUUUAAAAAAAAAUGGAGGAGAAAAGUGAAAUUAGUCCAAGUGGGGUCAUCACGGCUAAGGGGGAUGAAGCUUUGGCUUCAAGAACAGAGUUUCAACAAAACCCUAGCUUUCUCCCAUUCGUGGGAUCCACGACGGUGGUGCCUCCUCCUCCGCCUCCGGCACCAACCACCGUGAUUCCUGGCUCAGCCGCCGCAGCGCCGCCGCCGUUGAUCCCAAGCGCAGGAUCAGAUCCGACGAAGAAGAAGAGAGGAAGGCCGAGGAAGUACGCUCAAGAUGGAAGUCUAAACCCUACUAGGGCUUCGAGACCAACUCUCUCCCCAACUCCAAUCUCGUCUUCGAUUCCAUUUUCUGGGGAUUAUCAUCAUUCUAAUUGGAAACGAGGAAAAGCUCAGCAACAGCAGCAGCAUUCUUCUGAAUUCGUCAAGAAAUCUCACAGAUUUGAGUAUGAAAGCAGCAGCCCAGCUCCUCCUCCUCCUCCUGGGCUUUCAUACUAUGUGGGUGCAAAUUUUACAACCCAUCAGUUUACUGUCAAUGCCGGUGAGGAUGUAACGAUGAAGGUUAUGCCGUAUUCGCAAGGAUCUCGAGCUAUCUGCAUUCUUUCUGCAACUGGUUCCAUCUCUAAUGUCACACUUCGUCAACCUACCACUUCAGGCGGCACUCUUACAUAUGAGGGUCGAUUUGAGAUACUUUCGCUGUCGGGUUCCUUUAUGCCAACCGAAAACGGAGGAACGAAAGGUCGGUCCGGUGGUAUGAGCAUUUCUUUAGCCGGACCAAAUGGCAAAAUCAUCGGCGGUGGCCUUGCCGGUAUGCUCAUAGCAGCCGGUCCUGUCCAGGUGGUAAUGGGAAGUUUCAUUGUGAUGCAUCAAGCAGAACAAAAUCAGAAGAAGAAACCUCGAAUCAUGGAGGCUUCUCCUCCACCACAACCAUCACAACAACAACCUCCUACUUUCACCAUAACCACCGUGAAUUCUACUUCUCCGGCAGUGGCCACGGUAGAGGAGCCAAAACAUCAAGCCUACGGUGGUGGUGGUGGUGGUAUAGUGAGACCGAUGGCUCAAAUGCCUUCUUUCCACAACGACAAUUCAGCUAUGAACAAUUUCACAUCGACCUUUCACGGAUAUGGGAACAUGAACACUGGUACUAACAAAGAAGAAGAUGACUAUGACGAUGGUGGGGACGAUGAUGAUUCCGGCGAUACUAGGAGCCUGUCUAAUAGUGGUUGAGCAUUUCUCGGAUUUUUCUUGUGUAGAAAGUAAGGAGACCUUUAAUGGCAAAAAAAUGAUUCAGCUAUUCUUCAUUUCUCUGCUUUGUUUUUAGAGGGUUGUUUUAGGUGUGAGUUUUUUUCUUUUCUUUUUCUUCCGUUGUGUUUUCUAGAGUUGUUUUUGUGAUCGGUUUAGAUUAAUUAUGUUGAAAUCAUCGAUUAAACGAUGUUUUAUGGUUGCAGUUAUUGGGAUUAAAAAAGUUUACUAUUUUGCAUAUGACAUGGUUUCAACUAAUCUUGAAAUCCCUUUCUGUGA
Thlaspi arvense is the source of this 1837-nucleotide messenger RNA. Lineage: Eukaryota; Viridiplantae; Streptophyta; Magnoliopsida; Brassicales; Brassicaceae. The record is from the annotation of a GenBank genome assembly.